Molecule: messenger RNA, 909 nt
Organism: Apiotrichum porosum
Lineage: Eukaryota; Fungi; Basidiomycota; Tremellomycetes; Trichosporonales; Trichosporonaceae
Exons: 7
Coding region: 1-909 (302 amino acids)
Molecular function (GO): oxidoreductase activity
Source: RefSeq, a predicted model, not a curated record
AUGAGCUCAUCCCUCUCACUGCAGAAGUCCAUCGCCGGCUCAGACGCCCUCGACGUCGCAAACUUGUACAGCGUUGACGGGCGCGUCGCGGUCGUAACGGGGGGCGGCACGGGUCUUGGGCUCGUCACAGCGACGGCGCUCGCGGAAAAUGGAUGCACAGUCUACAUUACGGGCCGACGCCUUGAGCCGCUUGAGGAGGCUGCCAAGUUCAAACCUCGUAAGGGCAACGGCAGGAUUGUUGCGAUACAGGCGGACCUGGGCAGCAAAGAGAGCAUCGUCGCCCUUCGGGACGCCGUUUCGGCCCAGGAGAAGUUUAUCAACGUACUCGUCAACAAUGCCGGCGUGUGUCUUAGCGCCCCAAAGAUUGACAACGUGCCGCAGACCGCCGAGGGCCUCUCCAAGUGUCUCCUGGAGGAAGACUCGUUUGGAACGUGGGGCAGCGAGUAUGACACACACGUCACUGCUGUUCAUUUUAUGACUGCCGCGUUCCUCCCUCUCCUUGCUGCGGCUACGGACCACGGGUUCCCCGAACCAGGAAACAUUGUCAACAUUGCAUCGCUGUCAGGCAUCACACGCACCAGCCAGCGUGGCCAGUUCAACUACAACGCUUCCAAGGCCGCCACGAUUCACCUCAGCCUCAUGCAUGCGACUGAGUUUUCUCGUCGCGGUCUUGGUAUCCGCGUCAACGCCAUCUCCCCUGGUUACUUCCCAUCAGGCAUGUCAGUGGCCGAUUUUGGAGACCGUCAGAGUGACGACGAGCACUGGCGCGAGAAGUAUGGUAUCCCUCUUAAGCGUGUCGGCAACGCAAUCGAUUAUGCUCAGUGCAUCAUUGCCCUUAUUGUGAACCAGUACAUGACUGGCUCCAAUGUUAUCAUCGAUGGGGCAUGGCUGGCGGGAAUGGCGUUCUAA